AAUAAAAGGAACAGGGAAUAGAGAACAGAGAAUAAGAAUUUCAACCUAUCAGAAAUCAUGUACUAUUGAAUACACAACUGUUUAUUCCACUAAUAAUAGAGAGCGCAAUAAACAAAUAACGUUAUCAACAAUGUGAUAAGAAUGGAGCGUGUGUGGCCCAUUAUUGCCCAGUCACUUACUUUGAGAUGUUACAGCAUACAACCGGCGAAACGUUACAUCAACACAAUGGUACAUCCACUAAUUGCAGUAUGUCAAAUGCGAUCGAUAGCUGACAAAGUAAAAAAUCUGGAGGUUGUGAGGGAAUUAGCAGCUGAGGCCAAACGCAGAUCGGCCACAAUAGCAUUUUUUCCUGAAGCUUGCGAUUUUUUGGCGGAUAAUAAGAAGGACAUUGUUGUCAUGGCUGAGCCUUUGACUGGACUGACAGUAACAUCUUAUAAAGAGAUUGCUAUUAAGAAUAAUAUCUGGUUAUCCUUAGGUGGAAUUCACGAAGCUUCAGAUAAUGUGGAAAAGAUUUACAACACACAUAUAUUGAUAAAUAAUAAAGGAGAACUGGUUGCUGCAUAUAGAAAGUUACAUUUGUUUGAUAUGGAUAAUAAGGAUACCGGAGUACGCCUGAUGGAAUCAGAUUAUGUGCUUAAAGGAAUCGAAAUUGUGCCACCUGUGUCCACACCAAUUGGCAAGCUAGCGCUUAGCAUUUGUUACGACAUGCGGUUUCCCGAGUUGUCACUAACGUUACGAAAUAUGGGAGCACAGAUUCUCACGUAUCCGUCAGCGUUUACAUAUCAAACUGGUGCUGCACACUGGGAGGUAAUGCUUCGAGCACGAGCUAUAGAAAAUCAGUGUUAUGUCAUAGCUGCGGCGCAAACUGGCACGCACAAUAAAAAAAGAGUGAGCUGGGGUCAUGCCAUGAUUGUGGAUCCUUGGGGUGCUGUUAUAGCUCAAUGUGCGGAUAAAACGGGUAUAGCUAUGGCAGAAAUUGAUCUCGGACUACUGGAAAAAAUUAGGAAAAAUAUGCCGUGUGAACAACAUCGCCGUACUGAUUUAUACUCAAGAAUGGAAUGUCAAAAGUCCACUUAAUAUGGUUAAAGGGGAGUGGUUCACUUGCACACUUGCAAUUGCCAAUCACAGUAACUUCUGCGUAAAAAAAAAUUUUUUUUUUUCUAACACUGUUAUUUG
Cyphomyrmex costatus is the source of this 1176-nucleotide messenger RNA. RefSeq names its product ntrilase and fragile histidine triad fusion protein NitFhit (gene NitFhit). The coding region runs from base 142 to 1077 and encodes 311 amino acids. The record is from RefSeq and is a predicted model, not a curated record. The transcript has 7 exons. Gene Ontology annotation, molecular function: bis(5'-adenosyl)-triphosphatase activity; hydrolase activity, acting on carbon-nitrogen (but not peptide) bonds, in linear amides. Gene Ontology annotation, biological process: nucleobase-containing compound metabolic process. NCBI's taxonomy places the organism in Eukaryota, Metazoa, Arthropoda, Insecta, Hymenoptera, Formicidae.